Schizosaccharomyces octosporus yFS286 is the source of this 2438-nucleotide messenger RNA. Its product is annotated as acetolactate synthase catalytic subunit. The transcript has a single exon. Gene Ontology annotation, biological process: L-valine biosynthetic process. Gene Ontology annotation, molecular function: flavin adenine dinucleotide binding; magnesium ion binding; acetolactate synthase activity. Lineage: Eukaryota; Fungi; Ascomycota; Schizosaccharomycetes; Schizosaccharomycetales; Schizosaccharomycetaceae. The record is from RefSeq and is a predicted model, not a curated record. Gene Ontology annotation, cellular component: mitochondrion; acetolactate synthase complex. The coding region runs from base 139 to 2121 and encodes 660 amino acids.
UGAAGGUCGAGUUUGUAACUUAACCUAAGCGCAACCUCUCACUUCAAAUAAAAAGUCUUUUUUUCUUUUUUUGUUGUUCAUAUUUUACCCGUACAAGGAUUUUUUUAUUAAAAAAGGAAGGGCUGUUCAGUGUACGAAAUGACGGCUUUGGCUCCCUUGAGAAGUUUGAGAGCGAAGGCGGCAUUAUCAUCUUGCAGAGGUGGGGUACUUUGCUUUAACAAACCAUACAAUUCAAAAUUUUUGAGGAGGAGUAUUAAAACUGUUCCUUCUAACUGCAAUACACGCUUUGCUGAAAAUGCGCGUGCAAGCUCUACAACUGCAGCUACCGCUACCCCCAAUGCUGUAAAAUACGAAAGCGCCUACGUUGGGAAAACUGGUGGUGAAAUCUUUCAUGACAUGAUGCUAAAAAAUAACGUGAAGCAUGUUUUUGGAUAUCCAGGAGGUGCUAUUUUGCCAGUUUUUGAUGCCAUUUACCGCUCUCCUCACUUUGAGUUUAUCCUUCCAAGACACGAGCAAGGUGCUGGCCAUGCUGCUCAGGCUUAUUCUCGUGUUACAAGAUUGCCUGGUGUCGUCUUGGUUACUUCGGGUCCCGGUGCCACCAACGUAGUUACGCCUAUGGCGGAUGCUUUAAUGGAUGGUACUCCUUUGGUUGUUUUCAGUGGUCAGGUCGCUACUUCUUCCAUUGGCAGUGAUGCUUUCCAAGAAGCCGAUAUGAUUGGUAUUUCUCGUUCUUGCACUAAGUGGAAUGUUAUGGUUAAGGAUAUCGCUGAUCUUCCUCGUCGUAUAGAUGAAGCUUUUGAAAUUGCCACGUCUGGUCGUCCCGGUCCUGUUUUGGUUGAUUUACCAAAAGACGUUACUGCUGGCGUUUUGAGAGAACCCAUCCCUGUGACAUCUUCUGUUCCUUCAUUGAAUCGCAGAAUGAGAGAAGUUUUGGAAUUCGGAAAUAAAAAUGUGGAAGCUAAGAUUCAACGUGUUUCUACGUUGUUACAGCGUGCUAAAAAGCCCGUAAUUUUCUGCGGACAAGGUGCUACUUAUAAUUCUGAGGCCCCCAAGUUGCUCCGUGAAUUCAGUGAACGUUUCCAAAUUCCAGUUACUACCUCUUUGCUCGGUUUGGGUGCUUAUGAUGAACGUAGUGACCUUAGCUUGCAUAUGCUUGGUAUGCAUGGAAGUGGUUAUGCUAACAUGGCUAUGCAAGAAGCUGAUAUGAUCAUCGCUCUUGGUGCACGCUUUGAUGACCGUGUAACCGGUAAUGUUGCUCUGUUUGCACCUGAAGCCAAGCGUGCUGGUGCCGAAGAACGUGGUGGUAUUAUUCAUUUUGAUAUCUCUCCCAAGAAUAUUGGAAAAGUUGUUCAACCUACCGAAGCUAUUGAAGGCGACCUCUUUGAGUCUCUUAAAUUACUUAACGAAGCUAUGCCUAAUAUCAACCUUGAUUCUCGUGUCGAAUGGUUGUCUCAAAUCCAAGCUUGGAAGCAACGUUUCCCAUUCACCUUUACCCCCAGUGCUCCCGGUGAAUUACCUAAACCCCAAGAAGUUAUUCAAGAACUUGACAAGCAAACUGUCGAUAUCAAAGACAACGUGACCAUUACCACAGGCGUUGGUGCUCAUCAAAUGUGGGCUGCUACCUUCUAUCGCUGGACGAAGCCUCGUGCUUUAGUUACUUCUGGUGGUCUUGGUACCAUGGGUUAUGGCUUGCCGGCCGCUAUUGGAGCUAGUGUCGCUAAUCCUGAUGAUAUUGUUAUUGACAUUGAUGGUGAUGCUUCGUUCUCUAUGACUGGUAUGGAACUGGCUACUGUCCGUCAGCAUGACAUUCCUGUUAAAAUCUUGCUCCUUAAUAACGAGGAACAAGGUAUGGUCACUCAAUGGCAAAAUCUAUUUUACGAAAAACGCUAUUCUCAUACUCAUCAAAAGAAUCCUAACUUUACUAAAUUGGCUGAAUCCAUGGGACUUAAGGCUUUGCGUGUUGAAAAGAAGGAGGAUCUUGCCUCAAACAUGAAGGAGUUUAUAGAAACUAAGGGACCUGUUCUUAUGGAAGUGUUAGUUGCUAAGAAGGAGCAUGUUUAUCCAUUUGUUCCUGGUGGUAAAGCUCUUCAUCAAUUUAUUGUUCACAAGAGUCUAUCUUAAGCACAAGAAUGAAUUUACUGAAAAUUAAAAAAUUGCAUUACUCAGGAAUUUUAUAACGUACUAUUAUUUUUUAUUAUUUCUUAUUGUUUCUUGAUUUAUUCUGAAACCGGUGAUAUUGGGUUUAUCAUCAUGGAUAAUUCGUUUUGGGCUUUCCUUUUUUGUCAUAUGGUAAUUACUUUAGUUUAUUUUGUUUGUACCCAGUUAUAGGUCAAUUGAAAAAGGUUAGUAAGCCAAAAAUGUCUGGCAGAUAUAAGACUAUAUGUAUGGAUGUAUCAAUCAAAUGUAUAGUACAUAAUUAUUAAGUGAUUUAUCAGUCU